Messenger RNA from Elgaria multicarinata webbii, 777 nucleotides. RefSeq names its product C-signal-like. Gene Ontology annotation, molecular function: oxidoreductase activity. The transcript has 6 exons. Lineage: Eukaryota; Metazoa; Chordata; Lepidosauria; Squamata; Anguidae. Gene Ontology annotation, cellular component: cytoplasm. The record is from RefSeq and is a predicted model, not a curated record. Bases 1 to 777 code for a protein of 258 amino acids.
AUGGCAACACUGAACAUGCACAGUGUUGUAGUGACUGGGUCCAACCGAGGCAUUGGUUUGGAGCUGAUCAAGCAACUGGCAGAGAAGAGCAACCGGCCAGAAUGGAUCUUUGCUACCUGUCGAAAUCCAGAGGGGCCACAUACUCAGGAAUUGAAGAAUUUGGCUGCCAAGUACCAGCGAAUUGAGAUCAUUCCACUGGACACCUCUGAGCCAUCCAGCAUUAGAGCUGCUGCAACCAGGGUCAAUGAGAAGCUGAAAGGAGCUGGGUUGAAUCUUCUGAUAAACAGCGCAGCAAUUGGAAAGCUAAACAGUCUGGAAUCCGAGACGCUGGAGGACAUGUGUGAAGUGUACAAGACCAACGUGGUUGGGCCCUUGGUGUUGAGCCAGGCGUUCCUGCCCUUGCUGAGGAAGGCAGCUCAGGGAAAAAACCAGGAAGGGAUGAGCUGCAGCAAAGCAGCCAUUGUCAACGUAUCCAGUGAAGCCGGAUCCAUCACAAAUAUGUAUUUGUGGGAAUUAGGACAGAUCAUCAAUUACCGUUGCAGCAAGGCUGCUUUGAACAUGCUCACAAGAUGCCAGUCCCUGGGAUUUGCCGAAGACAAGAUCCUGUGCAUUGCAUUGCAUCCUGGGUGGGUGCAGACAGACCUGGGACAUACAAUGGGACAGCCCCCCCUGACAGUGGAGCGCUGUGUGCAAGAGACCCUGAAUACCCUUGCCCAGCUGUCUGAGAAAGACAACGGCACUUUUGUGAACUGGGAGGGGAAAGCCCUUUCCUGGUGA